Messenger RNA from Suncus etruscus (white-toothed pygmy shrew), 1462 nucleotides. It is a transcript of the gene YPEL4, whose product is annotated as yippee like 4. NCBI's taxonomy places the organism in Eukaryota, Metazoa, Chordata, Mammalia, Eulipotyphla, Soricidae. The record is from RefSeq and is a predicted model, not a curated record.
AGGAGAGACAACCUUUGGCCCCCCCACAGCUGGCCAGCUUGGCAAAACCUUCCCCCCCUAACCUUUAUCAUCCGGAGCCCCUAACUCCCCCUUCUCUUCCCAAUUGAAGGAGCGGAGAGAAGAGAGAAGAGUGAGCAGAGAGAUUGAGACAUUGAGAGACACAGAGAGAGAUAAACGGAGAUCUCUGGAGCCGACCUCAAGGUGACAUCCAUUUCUAUCUGCUUCACGUCUGGGGGGGGCCCUGGCCGGGCAGCCCCCCCCGCACUUCUCCUGCCCUGAAACACGGCUCUAGCCAACCUGCUCCGUUGCUUCACCUGCGACCGUCUGUGUGGGGGCUGCACGGACGCCAGCCCCUCCGGCCCGCCAGGGCAUCGUUGCUGCAGCCCGACAUGCCCAGCUGCGACCCCGGGCCCGGCCCCGCCUGCCUCCCCGCCAAGACCUUCCGCAGCUACCUGCCCCGCUGCCAUCGGCCUACAGCCUGCGUCCACUGCCGCGCGCACCUGGCCAAGCACGAUGAGCUCAUCUCCAAGUCCUUCCAAGGGAGCCAUGGGCGAGCCUAGCCUUGUUUUAACUCCGUGGUCAACGUGGGGUGUGGGCCAGCCGAACAGCGCCUCCUCCUUACGGGGCUGCUCGUAGCUGAUAUUUUCUGCGAGAGCUGCAAGACCACCCUGGGAUGGAAGUAUGAACAAGCUUUUGAGACAAGCCAGAAGUACAAGGAAGGGAAGUACAUCAUUGAAAUGUCACACAUGGUGAAGGACAAUGGCUGGGAUUGAGGGCUUCCUGCGGGCUGCGUCCUCCCUCCGCAUGGCCCACCCUCCCUGCCCUGUCCCCCUGGCCCUGUCAAGCCGUCCAUACCAGCAUGAGUCCUGCCCCAGCCCGGAAGGGAAGCCAACCCCUCCCCUGCCUCCACCUCAUCACUCCCAGCCCCUCUAGAACAGGGGUCUGGGCUAGCCCCGGGGUGUUCAAGGCUCACGAGUGGGCGGCAGUCAGGGAGAUAGCAGUAGGGGAGAGGGAUGGAAGUGGAAUGAACCUGGCAGCCCCCAGGACCCCACUUAGAGAAGCCAGCAGGGACAGAGACUCAGGCAGAGAGAGACAAAGCUAGAGGAGAACCAACCUCUCGAUCCAAUGACCCAGGGACAGAGCUUGAGGCCCAUUCCGGGCCACAAAUGAGCAGAUGCAACAAUGCCUGGGUGAGCGAAAUUUUGGCCUCAGACACUGGGAGAUCCCAGGGUCUCUAGGGGGAAGUUUCCCACCCUACCCCCCAGUUUAUUCUUAGGGGAAAAGAACUGGUGUGAGAGCUGCAGGGAACCCCCUGCCCCAUCCCAGGCCCUGGGAAAGAGAAAUGCAGGGUUUUCCAUUUCACUCCACUUGUUUAUCUUGGCACUAAAGAGGGCACUUUUGAGUAUCUAACCUUCGCCAUGGGGUGGGUGGGGCAAGCGGGCCCUGGGACAGGCCCCCACUG